Molecule: messenger RNA, 3103 nt
Organism: Petromyzon marinus (sea lamprey)
Lineage: Eukaryota; Metazoa; Chordata; Hyperoartia; Petromyzontiformes; Petromyzontidae
Biological process (GO): regulation of transcription by RNA polymerase II; cell development; neuron differentiation
Cellular component (GO): nucleus
Molecular function (GO): RNA polymerase II cis-regulatory region sequence-specific DNA binding; DNA-binding transcription factor activity, RNA polymerase II-specific
Source: RefSeq, a predicted model, not a curated record
AGGGGGGGGGGCAUAGGAGAGAAAGAGAUAGAGAGAGAGAGAGGCACACACAGAGAGAGAGAGACACGCGAAUAUUCAUUGAGUACUGCACACGCCGUAAGGGUAAGGCAUUGCUUUUUGCUCCUUAUUGAUUCGGCAAUCAUAACAAUUGUCUAAUCACCGCUGUCCAUACAUUGCCAGUCGCCACUAUUUAUUCAUAGUUAGCAGUGUUCGCCCUUGAAUAAUAAUAUAACGCUCAGAGAACGGAGCGGACGAAACGACAUCCACGAAAAGAGAACAUCAGCAGCAUCAUCAGCAUCAUCAUCAGCAGCAGCAUCAUCAUCAGCGGCAACUCUUUUUUUUUAAACACCCCAGCCAGCAAUGUCCUUUUCUCAAAUAACGUGUCAAUACAUUCCGGUAGGAUCAUCGGUCUCGGCACAAACUGGUGGAGCUUUGUUCGUUGAUCGACUGUCAUCCCAAAACGCGGCAUCAUCAAUCUCAUCAUCAGCAGCAGCAGCGGCGGCGGCCGCGGCAUCAGCAGCAGUAGCUUCUUCAUCAUCAUCAGCAGCAGCAGCAGCGGCGGCGACGUCGUCGUCAUCAUCAUCCGCAGCAGCGGCAGCAGCGGCGGCGGCGUCUGCGGUGUCAUCAUCCCAGCAGGCAGGAGGAUCGCAGUGCCGGGAGUUUCAAAUGAAUUCAUCAGCAGCUGCCGCGGCCGUGCUGGGGCUGUACGGCUCUCCGUACGCGGCGCAGGCGUACGGCGCCUUCCUGCCGUACACGGCGGCCGAACUCAGCGUCUUCUCGCAGUUGGGCUCUCAUUACGAGAUCAAGGACAGCCCGGGACUGCAGCACUCGUCUUUCCCAUACCCGACAGCCGCCUACUACAGCCCCUACGGCGGCUUCCAGUACACGGACCCAUCCCGGCCCAAGAACGCGACCCGCGAGAGCACGGCGACGCUCAAGGCGUGGCUCAACGAGCACCGCAAGAACCCGUACCCCACCAAGGGCGAGAAGAUCAUGCUGGCCAUCAUCACCAAGAUGACCCUCACGCAGGUCUCCACGUGGUUCGCGAACGCGCGCCGGCGUCUCAAGAAGGAGAACAAGGUGACGUGGGCGCCCCGGAGCCGCAGCGACGAAGAGGGACACUCGUGCGGCAGCGACGCCGAGGUGGAUAGGAAGGAGGAGGACGAGGAGGAGGAGGACGAGGAGGACGAGGCGGUGGGCGAGGAGGAGGCGGAAGAGGAGGAUGACGACGACGACGAAGAGAUCGACUUGGAGAACAUCGACAUUGAGAAGUGCGAGGAGGAGGAGGAGGACAGUGGAGACUUGAGCAGGGAUGAGCGCGACGGAGCGAUGGAGGCCGAGCUGAAGAUGCGGGAGGCGGUCAAGGGACAGACUGCGCCCGGCAUGAGAACGUCCCCAGCGAGCUGCCUCUCCUCCGAGGCUCCGACCGGGUCCAAGCCUGGCUCUCCAACCGCCCUCAGUUCGACCCUGGUGGUCAUGAGUCAAGGGGCACCUCAGCUGCUUCGACACCACCACCACCAUCACCAGCAGCAGCAGCAGCAUCAUCAGCAACAGAAUCCGAACGUUCAGCAGCAGCAGCAGCAGCAAGGUCAUCGUGAGAGCCAGCCUGACCCGGUGGGCCCCGCUCGGCCAAAAAUCUGGUCGCUUGCCGAAACUGCCACCUCCCCGGAUAGCCCGCGACGGUCUCCAAGCAGCGUCACGCAGCACACGUGCGGCCAGAUCGGCGGCCCCUCGGCCUACCUUUACAGUCCAGCUGCGGCAGCGGCCAUCCUUUGUAGCAAACUCCACCAGCAAAGUCCUCAGCACAACCACCACCAGCACCAGCAGCAGCAGCAGAAUGGGCUUCACAACCACCACCACCACAACAACCACCACCAUCAAACUCAACACCAUCACCACCACCACCAAGGCCAUCAGCAGCACCAUCAGCAGCAGCAGCAGAGUUUCCUGUUGAGGCAGGCGGAAUUUUUGGGCAUUGCGAGCCAGCGAGGUGGCACGGGAGUGGUCGCAGCGGCGGCAGCGGCGGCCGGGUUUGUCGGCGUGGGUGUCAACGCUACGAGCAGCCUCUACCAGGCGCCCAGCAACAGCCUCCUGGUGACCAGGGCUGCCCAAGAUAAAGAAUCGCUGACCAGCCCCUCAACGAUGAAAACCGCGUUCCAGCCGGUGCACAGACGAACUCACACUGAGUUGGACGCGUCCGUAGGACUGUCAGCGUUAUCGUCAGCCUGAAAACAAACAUCAGAAAUUCAAAAUGGAAAACAUCCACACUCACACACACACGCGCGCACGCACGCACAAGAGAACCAACAUUUAGAAAGGCACAGUGAUAAGAAUAACAACAUCCACACCGAAAUACAGUAAUACCCCGAUGUACGCGUCUCCAUUUCACGUCGUUUCGUAAUUACGUCGUCACUUUAUUAACACCGCCACCCGAAUUGCGUCGCCGAAACCCCUACACUUACGUCGCUGACGGCAUCAUCGUCCAUCCGCUCUCGUUGUCCGUCGCCUCUCAGCCCCUUCGCCUCCACCACCACCCCACUACCACUACUUCUACUACCCUGUAAAUCGCUUCGAUUUAACGUCGUUUCGAUAUUCGUCGUCGUCGCAAAUUUCGGGAACGCAUCCCCGACGUAAAGCGGGGUAUUACUGUACCAGUUAAUGGGGGGAUAAUUCAACUAGCCAAACAGCGGUCUACAAUUGUGUGAGCGUGUGUGUGUGUGCAUUUUGAGGUUGGUAAAUAUGUACAUUUGUUUGCUGUGUGUAAUAUCGGGGAAUGUAGUAGCUAUUGAUUGAUAAUGAUGAUGAUAAUAAUGCCCUACUGUUUAAUGAUUUGUAAUUUAAAUGACAAUAAUUAAUGAGAUUGUAGUCCUGGAUUUUAUUUUAAAAUGUGAUCUGAUUUCUCGAUUUCUGAUCCAUCAGUUGACAAUUAUUGCUCUCACCGUUAUUGUUACGAUGGUUGUUUCUUGUUUGCCCUGUCUGUAUAUAACGGUUUAUAAAUAUAUAUACAUAGGUCACUAAAACUGUACAUAUUGACGCGGUGGACAAUAUUGUGGAUGAAAAUUGCCCUAUAUUUUUUAAAAUAAAUUUAACUGACGAAUUUAGA